This is a messenger RNA of Cryptococcus deneoformans JEC21, 3392 nucleotides long. Its product is annotated as expressed protein. The coding region runs from base 117 to 3344 and encodes 1075 amino acids. Gene Ontology annotation, molecular function: SNARE binding. Gene Ontology annotation, cellular component: endoplasmic reticulum membrane; Dsl1/NZR complex. Lineage: Eukaryota; Fungi; Basidiomycota; Tremellomycetes; Tremellales; Cryptococcaceae. Gene Ontology annotation, biological process: retrograde vesicle-mediated transport, Golgi to endoplasmic reticulum. The record is from RefSeq and is a predicted model, not a curated record. The transcript is spliced from 3 exons.
UUUGGCAAGGUCUUUGGUGGAGCUUCGUGAAUUGAGUCUCAACUUCACAGUAGGCAGCAUCCUGCUACUGCCUGAUACACUCCGAUAACCUCCUAAUCUUAUCAACGAUUCUCCAGAUGACAGAAGAAGGACUGCUGGAAACCCUCCCGAUACCCUUCACCUCUGCUUCCUUCAUCCAGGCGCUCAUCACGCUCUCUGACAGCGAGGCUAUUAGCUUGUGCUUCAAGCUGCUCAUCUCUGGUAAAGUCGACGAUGCUUCCUUAGCCAAAGAUGUCAUAGGACAAGGGCUCGAGAAGGGACUCGUGUACUUUGCGGAUGUCCUUGCUUCACCAGAAGAAGUGACAGAAGAAGAACUUGAGAAAGUCGUUGGAGCUCGGGAGGAGACAUUGCGGGCCUAUUUGGGACUAGAAGAAAUGCGACGCCGACUUGACACAUGGGAGAUCAUUUCUCCUAAACAAGUAGCUGCUACUGAGGCCAAAGUGGAAGCGCUCGACGCUCUUAUGAUCGACAAAGACGAAAGACAGCCACUUCCUCAAGAUGACACGGAACUUGGUGAUCCCUGGGGAGAAUACGGAGAUCCCAAGGAAGAGGAUUCGAAGGGGUCCACCCUUUUGGAUGACCCUUGGUCGCAGGAUUCAUCUGUUCCCGCAUCUGGCUCCACUUCUCAAGCUGUGAUUACCCCGGCCGCACCUUCCACUACCGCAUUCGAAUCCGCCGAUCCUCUUCCGAUCACCAUGUCCGGUUUUCUCUCACAGCCAGUCCUAGUUUCGGCCUUAACUCUCGCGUCUACUUCAUCUUUACAAGCUUUGAGGCUGCUCUGUCAACACAAUCAUGGGGAAUUGUAUCCCUAUAGGUUUGAUCUUUUGGAAGCCGUCCCUGGAUGGGUUUCACCUAGUGAUUUGGAAGCGGUUGAACUAUUGCCCGCAGUGGACAGCGACGAUAAUGAAAGGUGGAUACGCCCAGUAGUAGCAUCCUCUAUUGUGACCCAUCAGGCAUUUCCACAGAUUAUCAACGAUGUGUAUUUACCUCCGUCCAUAUCCACUAUUCCACCUACUAUCCUCCUCCAACCUCGUCAGCAUGCCGUUUCCCCUUCAGAUCUCACAAAAUGGUACACCACUCACGUUCUAUCGCUGGAUGAAGUGGGCAUUCUCGAUAUACAACUCGCUUGGGUUCAGCACGGAGCGUCUUUGGGUGUGCCUUCGCUCGAUUCCCUAGGCGAGGACCUCUCUCUUCUUUCUCGGUUAGUAUAUGACGCGAACCUUACUCAAGACCAACAUGCAAAAUGGACCCUUGGAAACUGGAUGUUAGCAAAAGAAUCAGACAUUAUAGCUGCAUAUCUUUCCAAUUCAACCCCAGAAAGUAUCGUUGACGAUGUUAGACGCCUGGUUAUGCCCUAUCUCUAUGUCCUCGAAUCCCGUGCGGAAAGAGCAGGGAUAGCCUCGUCCAGUCUUGUUUCAGAUUCUCUCAACUCCACAAUACUUUCUCUUCCGCUCCGUUUGGCGUUACCACUGUUCGAGGCAUCCAAGGCUACUCUUCCCCUCUCUGAAAGAGUGAUACGCAACGAUCUGGAUGUGGCUCGAUUGGCUCUUGCAUGCUUGUAUGGCAGCCAAGAAAGAGGCGGUGCCGUUUGGUCAACGAUGUCAUCUAUCUUUGAGUGUCUUCCUGUCUGGGAACUGACUGGAGAAGACGCCGAGGACGAGGAGCUCACAAGUACGACUCUCGAUUCCAUCUCAAAUUUCCUUCGUCCAACAUCUGCUUCCACACCGCCACCUUCCAAGAGCGAUAUUCUUUUAUUUUUCCAUCCUUUACCCUUCGCCUCCCUUUCUCGGGCUCUUGAUAUUCUUGAUGUCCAACUCGAAAGUGGAGAAAUACUGGCCAGAUGGGGUGUUGAAAAACGACUAGGGGAGCUCCUGGGGAUGGCGGGGGAUCAAAAAGCGCAAGUGGAGUUGGCGGAGAGAUUAGCGAGACAAAGCGGAGCUUCAGUAGGGAAAAGCGGGGAUGAUCGUUGGCGCAAAUUAUGGAACGAUAUGGAGAGGCUGUCGAGCGGCGAGGGGCUUUUGAAGGGCGCCCUGGGGACAUUAACUCUACAAACCAGAGGUAGGAUAUACUUUGAUGGGAUCCUACGUUCCGGCGAUUUCGAAAUUGCGAAGAAAAUGCUCAAAAUGCUCCAAGGCGAUGGAGCAAUUGAUGAUGCAGCGGUCGAAGAGGUUGUAUUGAAGGUCUCAAAAGACUUUUAUGUGUCUGCGGAUAGCUGCAACAUCUACACUGGAAACAUGAAGCUCGCAUAUGACUCCUUAUCUGUUGCUCCUUCAACGCCGGCUACUGUCGCUGAGAGGCAAUAUAUCGAAGCUACGUCACGCCUAUCGUCAUUCUCGACUUUCACCUUGUCACCAAGUGAAAUCAGGCGCAAUGUCAAUCCCAUAAGCCUAUUGUCAACAGUUUUAUCUGACAGUUCAAGCGAUGCCUAUAGACUUCCUGAUUUGAUGCUUGAUUUGGCGGAAAAGCUGGGAUGUCGAAGUGAGACAGACCGCGGCCUCGUGUGGGGGAUGGUGGGCCGCGCAGCAAUCGCCAAGGAAGAUUGGGCAAUGGCAAGUAAAGCUGUAGAGAAUAUGGUGCAAAUGGUCAAAAAGAGCCAGAGCAGUCAGACAGCUGUAAAACAGGAGCAACAAGGAAAUCAUGUUACCGAGCCUGGCAAUGCGCUUCGUUCAGAGACUUGGGCUCUUGCGCACGCAUUAUCGUCUCAGUCAGAAUUCUCCGAUAUCUCAGCCAAACUCAAGUUUGUUUCUUCUGCUAUGGAACUUUGCCCUGCUUCGGAGCUACCUUCGAUUAUUGAAACCUUCCGGCAAAUUGAAAAGGGGCGCAUUAGGCUUGAUGAGGCAGCCAGGAGACGAAGGAUGAAGGGAAUUGCCUCCCCCGAACUGCCAUCAGAGCCUUCGAUAGGUGUAUCGAGCGUGGCAGCUGUGCAGGAGAGGGUCCUGGGAUCGCGGACGGCAGCCAAGGCUGCUAAGCUAGCUUUAGACAUUGGCGGCCGUCUGACUGCUCAUCGUCAACUACCAUCGCCCGCUCUACUCUCUUCAGCGACAUUUAGUUCGCCAUUCGCAGGGCAAGAGUUGUCAAGACCGUUAUCCAGAAAUUCAGCCGCAGGGAGUGAAGUUGGUUCAGAUGGCGGUUACAAAGUGGGGGGGUCUUUAUCUUCGGGGAGCGCUGGAGCACGAGAUUUGUUUGAACAUCUGGGGAGGGACGAAGCUGAGAGAGUUAGAAAAGGGGCUAGGAGAGCUUUGGUGAGGGGUGUGGGAUGGUUAUUGGGUGCCGAUGAGAGCGAAAUUGCUGGUGUGGAGCAAUAGUACCAUAGGUAAAACAUCAUGCAUAGAAGAGCACACACUUUCUGCAAG